Thlaspi arvense is the source of this 2082-nucleotide messenger RNA. The record is from the annotation of a GenBank genome assembly. NCBI's taxonomy places the organism in Eukaryota, Viridiplantae, Streptophyta, Magnoliopsida, Brassicales, Brassicaceae.
AUGGACAGGUCUAACCAGAAUAAAUCAGGAUAUGAUGGCACAGAAAUUUUUCUUCCAUUUCGUUGCUACUGUGCUAGAAAAGAUAUUAACUGCCAAGAUGCGAUUGUGGAGGACUUUAGUGUGGCCAAAGGAAUACUUGAAUAUGUGCAACAUAAUUCAAUCGAGACUCUGGUACUCGGUGCAUCAAAGAUGACUCUUUUAAGAAGGCUCAAAGCAGCGGAUGUUUCAAACACCGUCAUGAAAAGGGCGCCAAGUUUCUGUACAGUAUAUGCAAUCUCUAAAGGAAAGAUAUCAUCUAUGAGAUCAGCUACAUCUUCACUUCUGAAUUCCACUCCCCGACAGCAUGUAUCCGCUCAAAGGAGCAAUCUAAAUGUUGAAAGGAGGCAAAGAACAAUGCAAAGAACCCAUGACGAGAUUGAGAUCAAUUUUAACUUUCGGCAACCAACAAUGGUAAUGUUAACCAACAACACUCUAAAUAGGUCUCCGUUUAUGAGAAGAGGAUACGAAGGAACUUAUCAACCAUCAAUGACAGACUCAGACAUAUCAUUUGUGGGUAGUGGAAGACCGAGCGUGGAUCUAAUGUUUCCUUCCUUUUCUGACAAUGUGGAUGUUCCUCGAGUCUCACUCAGCUCUGAGUAUGAUGAGAAUCGACUUAGUUCUACUAUAUCAAUCACAUCAGAUAAGCAGUCUAUAGAUCUUGGCUCUUCAUAUGCAGCAUUCUCUUCAAGCUCACUUGAAAGUGGGAGACAAUCAUUUACACUAUCUAGCCAAGAUGAGAUUGAAGCUGAGAUGAGAAGACUGAAAAUGGAGCUAAAGUAUACAAUGGACAUGUAUAAUACUGCAUGUAAGGAAGCAAUUUCUGCAAAGAGGACGGCUAAUGAGUUACACAAGUGGAAAUUAGAAAAGGAACAGAAACUACAAGAGGUAAGACUCGCCAAGGAAGAAGCAAUCGCGAUGGCGGCGAGUGAGAAAGAAAAGAGCAUAGCAGCCAUGGAAGCUGCAGUGGAAGCUCAGAGAAGAGUAGAAGUUGAAGCUCAAAAGAGAAAGCAUAUUGAAACUAUAGAAGAAAAGAAGAGGACGGCACCUUCUUUAGUAAAAUCUGAUAUAAGGUACAGAAAGUACACAAUUGAGGAGAUUGAAGAAGCCACGGAAGAUUUCUCUCCGAGUCGCAAGGUUGGAGAAGGAGGUUAUGGCCCUGUUUACAAGGGAUCACUAGAUUAUACUCAAGUGGCAAUAAAAGUUCUAAGACCAGACGCAGCACAAGGAAGGUCACAGUUCCAGCAAGAGGUUGAAGUACUAACUUGUAUGAGACAUCCAAACAUGGUUCUCUUACUUGGAGCCUGUCCAGAAUACGGAUGUUUAGUCUACGAAUACAUGGCAAAUGGUAGCUUAGAAGACUGUCUGUUCAAAAGAGGAAACUCUACAAUCCUCUCUUGGCAGCUAAGGUUUCAAAUAGCUGCGGAAAUCGCAACUGGUCUUCAUUUCCUCCACCAAAUGAAACCGGAGCCUUUGGUGCACCGCGACCUUAAACCAGGGAACAUUUUACUCGACCAGCAUUUUGUCAGCAAGAUCUCUGAUGUUGGCUUGGCCAGGCUAGUCCCUCCAUCAGUUGCAGACACUGUAACUCAGUAUAGAAUGACUUCAACGGCUGGAACAUUCUGUUACAUUGAUCCAGAGUAUCAACAGACUGGCAUGUUGGGGACUAAAUCAGACAUUUACUCAUUUGGGAUUAUGCUUUUGCAAAUACUUACAGCUAAACCACCAAUGGGUUUGACUCAUCAAGUUGAGAGAGCAAUCGAAAAAGGAACUUUCACCAAUAUGUUAGACCCUGAUGUGGGUGACUGGCCAAUCGAAGAUGCCUUGGUUGCGGCAAAACUUGCUUUACAAUGUGCAGAAUUAAGACGUAAAGACAGGCCUGACUUAGGGAAUGUUGUAUUGCCUGAGCUUAACAGACUCAAGAAUCUUGCCGAAGAAAGCAUGCCACACAUAAACUUUGUUGGAAGCCAACAACCUUCACCGAGUAGGAACCGGAAUAACAACAAAAUCCAAAGUUCAUAUUCCACUACUUCACUACAGGUAUGA